Cladocopium goreaui is the source of this 1830-nucleotide messenger RNA. The record is from the annotation of a GenBank genome assembly. Lineage: Eukaryota; Dinophyceae; Suessiales; Symbiodiniaceae.
UAUGGAGACGACCAUGUCGGUGUCACGACCUGCAAUUGCACCAGUUCUUGCAUACCUGGCAGUUUGUGUGACAGCCCGCUGUGAUUUCCGCAGAAUUCAUGCCGGCUCUCUGGAGGAAGGCUUUGAAAAGGAGCACAUGAGUCCCUUGCUGAUUGAGGGCACAACAUGGAACAGUGCAAACGCUUCACGUGAUGCGUUUCGACGAGUCUUUGAACAUAUUCCUGUGCAAUUGACUCGAAACAUCGAAUUUCAAUCAAGAAGUGGCACAAAACCUGAAGCAGUCAACACGACCUUUGGCGCGUGGGUGGAAACAUUGUCCGAGGAGGACAGCAUCCCGUUCGUUUUCGAGUUCUGCAAUGGCGCAUUGUGUCAAAAGAUCGAAUCUUCCUUUGGGAUUCCAGAAUAUUUGAAAAAAUCGUGCAUGAUCCUUUACAUCAACGCUGGUAAAACAUCCAAUGGAGUUGCCUUCCAUCAACACUGGCAGACUUGGGGCCAUUUGCUUGCGGGGAAGAAAAUGUGGUAUGUUUCACCUCCAGGAAAUACACCGUCUCGUCCUUUCAGGUACGAAAAUGAAAAUCAACUGAUGAAAGAUGGUUUUCAAGUCUGUGAGCAAAACGAAGGAGAAAUUGUUUUCCUUCCAAAGGAUUGGUGGCAUGCAACGUUCAACAAAGCAGAUUGGAAUCUUGCAAUUGGGGGUCAAGGUGGAAUAGGCAUUGGAGAGUAUGAUGCAGCGCGGAAACUGGACGAGACAAAGCUCAAGGCCAUGUCCAAAGAGGAGAUGCAGUCGGUCCUCCGCAUCGCUGUGGAAAAUGGACAACACGAAGCAGUUGAAACUCUUUUGUCCGCCGGGGCAACUGUGGAAGAGAACUGGAGCAAAGUGCACGGAGCAGCUGCAUCUGGUGGCAAUCCCACGAUUUUGGAACUGCUCAGCAAACACGGGCUUCUUCUUGACGCCAAAGAUUCGUCAGGAUCCACAUUUGGCCACCACAAUCCAAGCAAGAACAUUCUUGAGUUUUUACUGCAGCGUGGCGUAAACCUUUCAACGCCGGAUGGCGGUGGUGUGACAGUGGCACACGAGGCUGCCAUGCGAGGUCACAUUGGAAGCAUUCAGCUGCUAAAAGAGGCUGGAGUUUCUCUCUCUGAGCCGUGUAGUAAUGGUGCUACUCCGGCGCACUUUGCAGCAGCAGACGGCCAUGUUGGGGUGCUUCGCGAGCUGAUUAAAAGCGGAGUAGACAUGUCGAGGCUGGACUAUGCAGGGGGGACUUUGGCACACCAUGCUGCCUCGCAGGGCCAUGUUGCUGCUCUUCGGUUUCUCCUGGAUGAGAAGUUGCCUUCAGAUCCAGACGUCUCAGGCCGUACGUUGAUGCACGAGGCCGCUGCCACGGGCUUCCCUGCUGUCCUUGAUGAGCUGCACCAGCGAGGUCAUGACGCUAAGGCCGAGGACUUCUCGGGUCGAAGUGUGGCGCAGAAUGCCGCAGAGGGCGGCCACAUCGAGGUGUUGAGACAGCUCAGGCGUUGGGGUGUCGACCUGAAACAUAUUGACCGCGAAUUGGUGGGCCAAGAAGUGCUUGAGUUCCUUCAAUCAUCCGAACUAUGAUGCGACUUUGUUUGCUGAUAUGAUAUAAUCGUUAAGUUUCAUAAUCGAUGACAGUUGGCACAAGUUCCAGAUGUCCAGGCGCUUUUUGUAAUUGACGCUGGGCGCCUUUGACAUGAGUCACUAUGUUUUGGAACAGCAAGUUUCCAAGACUAUGUUCUCAGGUGUUGGCUGGUUUCAGCUGAUAUCGGCCUUAGAUAGGGUAGGUGGGCUACAAACGUGAGACGCUGCCAAAA